Molecule: messenger RNA, 1443 nt
Organism: Onthophagus taurus
Lineage: Eukaryota; Metazoa; Arthropoda; Insecta; Coleoptera; Scarabaeidae
Gene: BBS4
Product: Bardet-Biedl syndrome 4
Biological process (GO): protein localization to cilium; cilium assembly
Cellular component (GO): ciliary basal body
Molecular function (GO): protein binding
Source: RefSeq, a predicted model, not a curated record
GUUCGGGUCGCAUUCGAAUUAUUAAUUAUUUUUGAAUAUAUAAUGAAUUUAAUAGCUAAUGGAAAAGCGGACCAUUACGCAGAACAUAACGUUGCAAGUAUGUCUUAUCCAGAACCGUCUCCGAUUGAACAAUUGAAUUGGUUGAUACACGUCCAACAUGUUAGAGGUGAAAUUGCUAGUUGUAAACGAUUGAUUAAGGAAAAUAUCACAAAAAGCCAUGGGAAGAAUGAUUAUGCUUACCACAAAGAAGGAACGAUAUUGCGUGAAGAAGGUAAAUUGCAGGAAGCCUUAGAAGCAUUUCAGAUUUGUCAUAAAUUAAAUCAAGAUGAUACGGGACAUGUGAAGGAAAUUGCAAAAUGUUUGUAUUUGCUUCAACGAUACAGACUGGCCUUGGAGGCGUAUUUGGAAGCGGAGAGAGCGUCUACGAAACCCGACUGGGAAAUAUUUUACAAUAUCGCUCAAUGCCUUAUUUUGAUGGGAAAACCAGAAAAAGCAAGGGAGUACGUACAGAAAUCCCUUCAGUAUGAUAAACAAGAAGAUUCUUAUGCGCUUUUAAUAAAAAUCUUGCUACAAGAAGGAGAAAUAAAAUCUGCAAUUACAGUUUGCAAUGCGGCUUUGGAAAACUGCCCGGACAGUAUAGAGAUGCUUACUCAAUCUGGUCUGCUAUAUUUGAAGUCUGGACAAACGCAGCUAGCGUUCGAAAGGCUUAGCUCUGCCCUGGCCUUAGAACCGACGUGCUCACGAGCCCUGUUGGGAAUCGGAUGCAUCACGCAGUUACAUGAAGAAUACGAUGUCGCUUUAACAAAAUACAAAUUGGCUAUACAGACCCAAUCCGAUUCGAUAGCAUUAUGGAAUAAUAUAGGAAUGUGUUUUUAUUCAAAACAGAAAUAUAUUGCGGCGAUUGGUUGUUUAAAAAAAGCUUUAUGGUUGUCUCCUUUAAAUUCACGUGUUUUGUUGAAUCUGGGGCUUAUUCAUUUAUCAAUUCAACAACCUGCAUCUUCUUUUAAUUAUUUAUGUGCAGCUACUAAUUUAAAACCUGAUUUGGCGUUAACUUAUGUUAUAUUAGCAUGUGCGUUAUUUUCUUUGGAAGAUAAUGAAAGCGCUUUAAGAGCUUUAAAGCGGGCUUUUUCUUUAGCACCAGAUCAACCGUUGAUUCAAUUAAAUACAAGCGUUUUAUUGUACCAUAAUGGAAAUUAUACGGAAGCUAAGAAUUUGUUAGAAAAAUUUGAAGCAAGUAAUUUUAAAAAUGAAGAAAUGUUUAAACUUGCUGCUAAAUUAAAAGUUGUGUUAUCAAAAUUAGUAAAAGAGGAAAAUCAAGAUGAACCUGAAUAUGCAGAAAUUAAUGAAGAAGAAAACGUUCGAGGUUUAGAAGUGUUUGGUGGUGGAAUAGAACAUGUUGAAAAAACGUUAUCUGAUACUGAAUUGGAUCCAGAUGAAGUAUAA